Molecule: messenger RNA, 2106 nt
Organism: Lithohypha guttulata
Lineage: Eukaryota; Fungi; Ascomycota; Eurotiomycetes; Chaetothyriales; Trichomeriaceae
Exons: 3
Coding region: 1-2106 (701 amino acids)
Source: RefSeq, a predicted model, not a curated record
AUGAGCUUGGCUCCCACGAGGAACGUCCUCAAGCUUGAAUGGAUCAAUAUAAAUAGUGGUGGAUAUCUCGCUCUGAGCUAUGCUUGGGGCUCGCCGAUACCAGAUCCGGAACGAUAUAUGUUCAUUAGAGGCAUUAACAGCAUUCAAGGCUGUGUGCCACUGACAUACAAUCUUGACAACGCUCUUCGUGACCUUCAAGAUACUGAAAUUGUGCCAAAAGGUUUCUUCAUCGAUCAAAUUUCCAUCAAUCAGAAUGACAACCAAGAGAAGUCAGUACAAGUUGCCGGCAUGGGAAACGUCUACAAGUAUGCCGACAAAGUCAUAACCUAUCUGGGUCCUGCAUAUUGGUCCUUGGAUGAAUAUCUUGAAGUCGUUGGUGGUCUUACCAUGGAUGUCAUCGACCAAAUCACAAGGCGCGACAUGCCUUUUACCACUCUGUUUGAAGUUGCGGAAUUAGAGAUAGAGUCCUUCCGGCAUCUUGAAUGUAUAGUGUACCAGAGUGGGUGGGCACAGCGCCUAUGGAUGUGCCAGGAGAAUUUGCUUAAUAAGAAUAUGAUUUUUCUGAAGGGAUCAACACUCAUCGAGCGGCAAUCCAUGUUUAUGUUCCCAUUGAUUCAAGCCUUGGGUCUUGUCUUUCCUUUGCCAGGAGAAGCAGGCGACUCGUUCAAUCAAGCUAUAAGUAUGGCUGUGUUCUACCAGGAGCUUCAUGACAAACAACUUACACGAUCCUUCUUUUCGCUUGUGAAUACUUUUGGGGCGACUUUGGGUUGCAGUGACCCCAAGGACCGGAUAUAUGGCCUACUGGGUCUGGCAAGAGAUAGCUGGAACAUUAGCCCCGAUUAUGAUGCCGACAACUUGACUGUAUACGCCGAUUUCGCACAAAAGUCGAUCGAGAAGACCCAGACAUUGCGCAUCCCGAAUUAUGCAAAUUCAGAAUCACUCGAAGCAGUACAACCUCCAGUACCAACCAAUUAUCCAUCCUGGCCAAGCUGGAUUCCUGCUUUCCAGGCCUCACUUCCCGAUGCAUGCACAAAUUUGGCAGCUGGCUCAACCGUACCACAAACUCACGUGAAAGUGAGUGACAUGAUUCUAAACGCGACGGGUUUUGAGGUUGCCAGAAUCGAUGUCGUGAUCGGCGUCUUCGACCAAUACGCGUCGCCUUUGACCAUGGUCACUCCCUACGAUAGCCUCUGCAACACUACAACGUUGAUUGAAGCUGCACAGAAGAUCCUAAACAGUAGGAAGAUCGCAAACGCCGAACAGAGACUCUGCCAGACACUGAUGCAGAGUUUUCGAUCACCCGUUGCAGAUCAAAGUGACAGAGACUGGAAUUCUUGUGCAGCAUAUGCAUACAAUGUGGUGCUAGAUGUUAUGCGACAGGCUCGUGAUAAUCGAGAUCCCAAAUCCCCCUUUGCUCCAGUCUCGACGACCCAUCUCCUAGAAGACGAAGCCAAGCUAGCGAACUGCCUGAUUCCCGCUCUAGAAUUGAAAGGGCAAUCACUGUGUAUCACCGCAUGUGGUAUGCCACUCAUGGCUCCUGCUAACGCGCAGAAGGACGAUAUGGUUGCGGUCCUGCUUGGUGGUGGAGAAGCAUAUAUUCUGCGUCCAGGAGACGAAGAUCUACAUUCUAUGGUCGGUCGUGCCUUCGCGUAUGGCUAUAUGAAUGGAGAGACUUUGAUCGACGAUCUAUGGAAGGACAGACUUGCAGACGUCAUUGUGAAGAUCCUCAACCUAGAAUACUACCCUCUUGAGCUUGCGACGACGGGUGAGAAUACUAUUGCUGAGGAAGACCUUCGAAAAGACCUUCAAUCCACAAUGGCCUACCUGAUCGGGUCCAUGUAUGUACCAAGGUCGACUUACGUCUUCGGUCAUGGGACCGAGGAAGGAACAGCAGAGACUCAUGCAGGUGCACGAACCUUUCUCGCGGCAACGCCUACAUCCCGCAAAGAAGUCAUCCGUCGUGCUGUACAAGAAGGACCAUUCGAUGUUCACGUAAACACCUUCUGGCGCACAAACUGGUGGCACACAAUCGAAACCCUGAUCAGCAACAAACUCAUUCCUCCUCCUCCGUGGCACGCAAAGCAGCGAACAUUCAGCAUACGUUGA